Molecule: messenger RNA, 2265 nt
Organism: Rotaria sp. Silwood1
Lineage: Eukaryota; Metazoa; Rotifera; Eurotatoria; Philodinida; Philodinidae
Source: the annotation of a GenBank genome assembly
AUGUACUUUGGAUCUAAAUACGUUUAUAAAUAUGAACAUUCAUCUGAUGAAUCAAUAUCUGAUGAUGAAGCUGAAUCUUUCAGCAAUGACAACUUAUUGAGCAUAGGAUCAAGUUCAAAUCGCGAGGAGAUCGCAGAACGAGCAUUAGCUGUGCCUAGUGCUGCUGCUGUUGUAUCUUCGACUGUUCAUAAACGUAAAAAACGUUUACGAAAAGCUGACACAAAUGUACUUAGUGUAAAAUUUGAUCGAUUACUUCAACCCGGUGAAAUGCAUGCUGGUGAUCCAGUUUAUUGUGUUGAUUGCGGUGCGAUCGCUUCCCAUCUAAGUAAAAUUCAAAAUGAAGAAAGUCAAGAAUCAAAAUGGCAAUGUGAAUUUUGUCCAAAAUUAAAUACAGUUGAUAUUGAACAAACUGAUUUACCGAAAAAAGAAGAUGCAACAUAUUUAAUUUCACCAGCACCUGUUGUUCAUGGUUCAGAUAUGACUGGUGUUGAUGAUUCAAUUGUUAUUUUUUUAAUUGAUAUUAGUGGUUCAAUGUCAUCAACAACAUUAGUACCAGGUACAUUUAAUUUACCAAAUGCACUUCGAGAACAAGAACGUGCUGCAGCUAAUUUUGAUGGAGCACCUUUGAUUCGACAACGUAAUCAAACAUAUGUGUCACGUUUACAAGGAGUACAAAUGGCUGUCGAUGCUAAUUUGGAUAAACUUGUUAAAGAUACACCAACACGACGUGCGGCUUUAUUAACAUUUAAUCAUGAAAUAACUUAUUAUGGUGAUGGUACAAGAGACGAACCAUUAGUUAUACGUGGUGAUAAGUUAAAUAGUGCUGAUGAUUUAAUACGUGAAGCUGAGCGUGAAUUAAAUAAAGAAUUAAAACCUGUUUCACAAACAAAAACAAAUCUUACGGCACGCGUGUAUGAUCUUGAAGAAGGUGGCCAAACAGCACUUGGUCCAGCUGUUAUGUUUGCACUUAAUAUUGCAGCACAACGAAAAGGAUCAAAAAUUGUUAUUUGCACUGAUGGUUUAGCUAAUCGUGGUUUGGGAAGUUUAGAAACGGCGCAAGAUGAGAGAGCUGAUGAAGCUGUUAAAAUGGAAGCACUUGCCGAAGGAAAUCGAUUUUAUACUGGAUUAACGGAACGUGCUAGAGAAAAAGGCAUUAGCAUUUCAGUUAUUACUCUUGCAGGUACUGCUUGUUUACUUCCUGUCAUUGGACAAAUGGCUGAUGGUACAAGUGGCAAUGUAACAAUUGUUGAUUUAUUAAAUAUACGUGAUGAAUUUGCGUCAAUACUUGAACAAAAAGUCAUUGCAACUAAUGUUGAAGCAACAUUAAUUGUUCAUCGUGGUUUAUAUAUACGUGAUCCUGAUAAUCCAGACGGUAAACUUGAUAAAAUAAAACGUGAUAUCGGUAAUGUGACCAAACAAACUGAAGUAUCAUUUGAAUUUGGUAUUCGAAAUAAACAAGAAUUAAAAGACAAAUAUAAUAUUGAUCUAGAUGAAAUAAGACAAUUACCAUUUCAAGUACAAGUUAUUUAUACAACUACUGAUGGUAGUAAAGCAUUACGUGUGUUAACACAAUUAAAAGAAACAACAGAAAAUCGAGAAAUAGCUGAAGUAAAUGCUUAUCGUGGUGUCAUUGCUGAUAAUCACAUUCGAAGUACAGCCGCUCAAAUGAUGUUAUCACUCGAUGAUGAAGAGGAAGAUGAUGAGGCACCACGUGCAAGUUCCAAAUGGUCAAAACCUAUCAUGCAAAAACAACGUUUAGCUUAUAUGGAAAAUCUUAAUAUGAAAAAACGUGUCGAUAAUUAUGAAGAUAAUGACAGAUUUAAUGAGAAACGAUGGAAGAAAACAAGUGAUGUAUUAAAUGAACAUGUUGUUUCAUCAAAACCAAAGAAAAGUUCGGCAUCAAAAGUAUCUUCCAGAUCAAACGAAAGUAAUUCUAUAUUCGGUCGAUUAUCACGUAUAGUAUCCGGUGCAACCAGUGAAACACCGUCGGAAACUGCAGCUAGUCCUACUGCAACAGCAAAUGCUCCAAAACGAAGUUAUGGUUUUGCAACAAAAAAACUUGGUCUUUAUUCUGAUAAAAAGUCCGAAGAUCUUUAUAAAUUUAAGAAUAUAUCAUCAAGUUAUAUGCGUUCAUCAAGUCCAACACGUAAUGACGAUGAAUCAGAAGAUGAAUCAAAGACUGGUUCAUCUACAGUUAAUAAAACAGAUGAUGAUGAUAAAGAAAAAUCAGAAUCAUCUAAAAAUCGACAUAAGUCAAAAAAAUAA